Messenger RNA from Ceratosolen solmsi marchali, 576 nucleotides. RefSeq names its product 60S ribosomal protein L22. The coding region runs from base 85 to 510 and encodes 141 amino acids. Gene Ontology annotation, biological process: cytoplasmic translation. The transcript is spliced from 4 exons. Gene Ontology annotation, molecular function: structural constituent of ribosome; RNA binding. Gene Ontology annotation, cellular component: ribosome. Lineage: Eukaryota; Metazoa; Arthropoda; Insecta; Hymenoptera; Agaonidae. The record is from RefSeq and is a predicted model, not a curated record.
CAGAGACGCGAGUCGCACGCUCAGGCGGAAACGGGCGGACUCGCGUAUAAAACGGAAAUCUCUCAUUGCGUGAAAAUUGUAAACAUGGUUGUGGCUACCAAAAAAACCAAUGUACCUAAGGUACAGGUCAGCAAAAAGCAGCACCUUCGGGGUAAAAGUCAGAAAAAAAAAGUUUCCCUAAAGUUUACAAUUGACUGUACACAUCCAGUCGAAGAUAAUAUUAUGGAUGUAGCCAACUUUGAAAAGUAUUUGCAGGAUCGUAUUAAAGUUCAUGGUAAAACAAAUAACUUUGGAAACAAUGUUACUAUCGAGAGAAACAAAAUGAAAUUGUCCGUGAAUAGCGACAUCGACUUCUCUAAAAGGUAUCUCAAGUAUUUAACAAAAAAAUACUUGAAAAAGAACAAACUGCGCGACUGGCUUCGCGUAGUUUCCAAAGAUAAAGAAACAUACGAACUUCGUUACUUCCAGAUUAAUAGUCAAGAGGACGACGACGAAGAAGAUGUUGAGUAAUAUCCUUUUAAUUUGACAAUUAUAUUAUAACAUCUGUACAUAUAUUGGAUAUUAAUAAAUAUCUAA